CCGCAACCCCGCGCCUGCGCACUGGCCGCCGGGACGCAGCGAUGGCGGCCGCGGUGGUGGCGGCCCCCGAAGUACUUCGGGAAUGCGGCUGUAAGGGCAUCCGGACCUGUCUGAUCUGCGAGCGGCAGCGGGGAGGUGACCCACCCUGGCAGCACUCCCCACAGGACUAUGGUCCCAAAGUCAACUUUCGGAAACAAAAGCUCAAGACUGCUGGCUUCCAAGGCCUCCCCAGCUUCAGCCGGGAGAUAGUGCGGAGAAUGGGCCUCUACCCCAUCCUGGAGGACUUCCGGCCCGUGGAGCAGUGUAACCUGGACUACUGCCCAGAACGGGGCUCAGCCAUCGAUCCCCACCUGGAUGACACCUGGCUGUGGGGGGAGCGGCUAGUGAGCCUCAACCUCCUGUCCCCCACCGUGCUGUCCAUGUCCCGGGAGGCGCCCGGCAGCCUACUGCUCUGCCUGGCCCCAUCCGGCUUCCCGGAAGCUCUGGAAGGUGUGAUGGCCCCUAGUAGGUCCGUCUUGUGCCAGGAGGUGGAGGUGGCCGUCCCCUUACCCCGCCGCUCUCUGCUUGUGCUCACCGGAGCCGCACGGCACCAGUGGAAGCAUGCCAUCCACCGCAGACAUGUCGAGGCCCGCCGUGUGUGUGCCACCUUCAGGGAGCUGUCGGCCGAAUUCUGUCCUGGUGGGAGGCAGCAAGAACUUGGGCAGGAGCUCCUGCAAAUCUCUCUCUCCUUUCAGGGGAGACCCAUGUGAGCCGCCUUCCUGGGGACAGGAGCUGGCACUGGGCCUGGCCCGGGGUGCCGGCUCCAGACUUGACCCUUUGCCAGGCUUGAAGGGGGAGCCCAGCACAAGUGUCUUCCUUCCCAGCUCAUUAGGUUUUCCAGAGAAGACUGCUGACACCCUGACGCCAUGGCAGCAUGAGCCCUGCCGGGAACUGGUUUUGAUGGGGAUGUGUCUCAGGUCAGUCCCCUUUGAGCUGCACUAUGGCCACUUGUUUGGGUUAAUUUGUCACAGUUUGACGAAGUGGCAUAAUUUGAGUUUUAAAAACUUUGGAAUCACUUAAAACCAUUUUCUCCUUUA
Myotis lucifugus (little brown bat) is the source of this 1076-nucleotide messenger RNA. It is a transcript of the gene ALKBH4, whose product is annotated as alkB homolog 4, lysine demethylase. Gene Ontology annotation, biological process: actomyosin structure organization; oxidative demethylation; protein demethylation. The transcript has 2 exons. Gene Ontology annotation, molecular function: oxidoreductase activity; demethylase activity; actin binding. The record is from RefSeq and is a predicted model, not a curated record. Lineage: Eukaryota; Metazoa; Chordata; Mammalia; Chiroptera; Vespertilionidae. The coding region runs from base 42 to 749 and encodes 235 amino acids. Gene Ontology annotation, cellular component: contractile ring; midbody.